AUGGCCGACUCAGGUCUUCCCUCCGGCUGGGAAGUUCGUCAUUCGAACUCUAAGAACCUUCCCUACUACUUCAACCCCGCCACCAAGGAGUCGCGCUGGGAACCUCCUGCGGAUACUGAUACCGAGAAGCUAAAGGUCUACAUGGCGACGCAUCACACCCCCGCAGCUCGCCCUGAGGCCGGUGGGCAGGGCGAGGGCAAGAUUCGCUGCAGCCACCUGCUCGUCAAGCAUCGCGACAGCCGUCGCCCGAGCAGCUGGAGGGAGGCUGAGAUCACUCGCUCCAAGGAGGAAGCUAUUGAGAUCUUGAAGGGUCAUGAGCAGCGCAUUCAGUCGGGGGAGAUCACUCUUGGUGACCUUGCAGUCUCUGAGUCCGACUGUAGCAGUGCUCGCAAGAAGGGUGACCUUGGAUUCUUUGGCCAUGGCGAGAUGCAAAAGGAGUUUGAAGAGGCUGCCUUUGCUCUGCAGCCGGGUCAGGUCAGCGGCGUAGUUGAGACGGCGUCUGGAGUCCACCUCAUCCAACGUGUCCAGUGA
Molecule: messenger RNA, 531 nt
Organism: Penicillium cinerascens
Lineage: Eukaryota; Fungi; Ascomycota; Eurotiomycetes; Eurotiales; Aspergillaceae
Gene: pin1
Product: peptidylprolyl isomerase ESS1
Exons: 4
Coding region: 1-531 (176 amino acids)
Cellular component (GO): nucleus; cytosol
Molecular function (GO): protein binding; peptidyl-prolyl cis-trans isomerase activity
Source: RefSeq, a predicted model, not a curated record